Molecule: messenger RNA, 2838 nt
Organism: Lepisosteus oculatus (spotted gar)
Lineage: Eukaryota; Metazoa; Chordata; Actinopteri; Semionotiformes; Lepisosteidae
Gene: gnl2
Product: G protein nucleolar 2
Cellular component (GO): nucleolus
Molecular function (GO): GTP binding
Source: RefSeq, a predicted model, not a curated record
UUGAUGACGCUUUUCCUGCUCGACUAUCGCAGCUCUUCACACGUGGAAGGGCACGGGAGUGAAAGCUUAAACCUUUUAAAAAAUAAAACCUUUUUUUCGUUGUUGAAAACGGUAGAGCUUUUCUACAACUAAUCGGAACCAUGGUGAAGCCACGGUACAAGGGCAGAAGCACCAUCAACCCCUCUGCAUCUAGCAGUAAUCCAGAUCGACCCAAGGGUGCUGGUGGAAACAAUAUGAGGGACCGGGCCACCAUCAAACGUCUGAAUAUGUACAGGCAGAAGGAACGGCGUAACAACCGGGGCAAAGUCAUCAAACCUCUGCAGUACCAGUCUUCAGUGGCUUCUGGGACAGUAGCCAGAGUGGAGCCGAACAUAAAGUGGUUUGCGAACACCAGGGUUAUCAAGCAGUCCUCGCUGCAGACGUUCCAGGAGGAAAUGGAGCAGGUGCAGAAGGACCCCUACAGGGUGGUCAUGAAGAAGAGCAAGCUUCCCAUGUCUCUCCUGCAUGACCGAGUCAAAUCCCACAAUUCAAAAGUGCACAUUCUGGACACAGAGACAUACGAGACAACGUUUGGCCCUAAAGCCCAGAGGAAGAGGCCCAGCCUGUCUGUGGUGGAUAUGAAGGACCUGGUGGAGAAGGCAGAGGCCUCAGCCGAGAGCUACGAUAAGGAGAAGGACAGGGAUCUCGUCAUGGAGACCUCUGGAGUCAGGGACGAGGCUCGAGAAGAAAUCUUCAAAAAGGGGCAGUCAAAAAGGAUCUGGGGUGAACUCUACAAGGUCAUAGAUUCAUCUGAUGUCAUUAUUCAAGUGUUGGAUGCCAGAGAUCCCAUGGGAACUCGUUCACAAAACAUCGAGUCCUAUAUGAAGAAGGAGAAACCCUGGAAGCACCUCAUAUUUGUGCUGAACAAAUGUGAUCUCAUUCCCACUUGGGUUACGAAACGGUGGGUUGCUAUCUUGUCACAGGAGUAUCCCACUCUAGCCUUCCAUGCCAGUCUCACAAACUCCUUUGGAAAAGGCUCGCUGAUUCAGCUCUUAAGGCAGUUUGGAAAGUUGCACACUGAUAAAAAGCAGAUCAGCGUGGGAUUCAUCGGUUACCCAAACGUGGGCAAGAGCUCGGUGAUAAACACUUUGCGGUCCAAGAAGGUGUGCAACGUGGCUCCCAUCGCCGGUGAGACCAAGGUAUGGCAGUACAUCACCCUGAUGCGGCGCAUUUUCCUGAUUGACUGCCCUGGAGUUGUGUACCCAUCUGGUGACACAGAGACAGAUAUCGUCUUAAAAGGAGUUGUUCAAGUAGAGAAGAUCAAGAACCCAGAAGAGCACAUUGGCGCAGUGCUUGAAAGGGCCAAGACAGAAUACAUCCAGAAGACGUACCGGAUUGACACCUGGGAGUCGGCAGAAGAUUUCUUGGAAAAACUGGCAUUCAGAUCUGGAAAACUCCUGAAGGGCGGAGAACCAGACAUGCAAACAGUGUCUAAAAUGGUCCUGAAUGACUGGCAGAGGGGGCGCAUUCCGUACUUCGUGAAGCCUCCAGUUGGAGAAUCGGAGGGGGAGCCUCAGGCUAAUCCAGGCUGCGUAGAAGAACCUGCCAGAAAUCAGGAAAUCACCCUGACAGAGCAGGCACCUGGAACAGAGGGCAGUGAAGCAGAUCCCGCAGAAACAAAGAAGCACAACCAAAUCCAGAGGAUCAUGUCAAACAUGCGGCAGAACUUUGGGAAAAUAAACGUUGCCCCCGAGUUCACCGAGGAAGAUCUAGUGCCAGUGGAAGUGUCGGACAUUUCUGACCUGUCGGAGCCAGAACAUGAGAGCUCUGAGGAGGAGGAUGACAAGAGAGGAGAAGAACAACAGGGAGAAGAGGUGCCAGUCGACCCCUCGGCACCAAACAGAACCAAGGGCAAGGGGUCUAAAGAAGUGAUCCGUGCCUUGGAUGAGAAAAUUGCCAAGUACAAGAAGUUUCUGGAACAAGCUAAAUCCAAGAGAUUUUCAGCUAUAAGGAUACCCAAAGGACUCUCAGAAAAAGUAUUCACAAAAACAGAACAGAAAACAAAGCCAGCUGAUUCUCACGCAAAAGUUCUCACAAAAGCAGGAACGAAGAGGAAAGCAGAAGAUGAUGAUGAUGAGCCUCAGAAAAAACUGACUUCAAAGGAGAAGAGAAGACAUGAACGAGCUCAGAAGUCUAAGAAAGUUGGAGUGCGAUACUACGAAACACACAAUGUCAAAAAUAAGAACAAGAACAAAAAGAAAUCCAGUGGUUUAGAGGGGAAAAAGACAAAGAAAUUGAAGCAUAGAUCUUGACGCACACAAUGUAUCAAAUAAAAUUUAAUUAUUUUAAACCAGUCUUAAUUUUUGGCCUUUUUAGAUAAUUGAAGUAAAGGUUUGUAUCUCUGUGAUGCUAUACUUUUGAGGUGGCCGUAAGGAAUAUUGAAUGCAUUUGAAACUUGAAGAAAUACAUUUUUGAGACAUUAGAAAAGCUUGGAUUAAAUAAAAAUUUCAAUUUAUCUGCCAGCCACAGAACUAUAAACCCAGAACAUGAUGGUGGAUUUCUGUUUGCUAGAGGCUACUGCCAUGAGUUCUGGUGAGUGAUAGAUGGCUUGAAGUUCUGAUUUAACUGAGGAUUCAUUUGCUUCCACUGGAGGUUAGUCAGUGUCCAUGUUCCUGUGUACAAUUGUGUGAUUCAGACAAAACAUUAUUGAUAACAUUGUGCAAAAACAAUAAGAUUUGAAACACAAGUGCCACAAGUCAUUAAAAGCUGUUUGAGUUGUUAAAUUCUAUCUGUAAGAUACUCAAGAGAAUAAGGAGAAUGUUUCAAAGUUUAAUAAAAACUUUGUGCUGUUAGAAAUCA